AUGGCCGCCGCCGCGAUCAGGUCCUCCACCGUCGCGUCGGUGGUGGCCGUGGGGCUGCUCCUCCUGCUGCCGCGUGGCGGGCAGGCGGCGGAGGGGUUGAUCGACUGCAGCACGGUGCUCACUCUCGUCUCCAGCUGCACCGGGUACAUCACCUACGGCGUCCCUUCGCCGGCCGCCGGCACCGCUUGCUGCAACGCCGUGGCGAGCCUCCACACCAUCGCCAACUCCGCCGACAACCGGCGGUCGGCGUGUAGCUGCCUGAUGGCCAUCAUUACGACGUACAACCCCAACGCCACCGCCGUCGGCCGCCUGCCGGGCCUCUGCGGCAUAUCCCUCGGCUUCAUCGUCGACCCCAACACCGACUGCGCCACGUCUGUAGACAUCGCAACCCGUCCCCUCUUUCUCUCUCUAUUUUUAAGGGCUCUGAAGUUCUCUGUUUUCGACAUGGGUGGCCGAGAAUUGCAGCAUUCCUUGACCUGGGAUCGGAGGAAGACGGAGGUGCAAAUAAGGAAGGCGAUUACCAGGGCCCUGUACAGAUCGGUGAAACCAAUAAACCUCCCUCCUUUUCUCCAGUUCUACGAGGCUUCGCGAUAUCACCGCCGGAGCUCUUCCGGGCCGUAG
Molecule: messenger RNA, 621 nt
Organism: Spirodela intermedia
Lineage: Eukaryota; Viridiplantae; Streptophyta; Magnoliopsida; Alismatales; Araceae
Source: the annotation of a GenBank genome assembly